AUGGCAGACAGCAAACAAACUCGUGUUAUAUUGUGGGCGGUUUACCGCUCUUGCUCGACGGCAACCCUACGAGCCAUAAGCGCCAUCGAAGGAGGAAAAUACUUCUACGAGCCCUACACCAAUGCUGCCUGGCAUGGCCCAGAAAGGGUGUUUCCGAAAGUUAACAGUAUCCUUGACAAGAUUACCAGUGACCUUCCUGGUUCGGACCUCGCCUACGAUACAUCAGCGAAUACAUUUUCAUGGGUUAAGCAGACUUUAGAAGAAGCACAUGAAGGGGCCAGACUAGUGUUCGUUAAGGAUCACGCAUACAGUCUGAAGAUAGCAGGGAAAAGUUGGGAUGUAAUCCCAUCUGGAUAUCAGCACACUUUCCUGAUUCGUAACCCCAAGAAAACAAUCCCAUCCUGGAGGAAACUCAACUUGGAGUUUAGACCAUCUUCUAGGACAAUGGUCGAAGACGAGAUGGAGGCGUGGCAGGAUCUCCAGAUGGGCAGUCUCGCAGGAGGGUUUCAAAGCUUGCUUGAACUCUACGAAUACGUCAAAGAAAACCUCGACCCCAACCCCUUUGUCAUGGAUGCUGAUGAUCUUCUGGCCCAUCCAGAAAUAAUGGUACCAGCGUACUGUCAGGCAACAGGGAUACCGUUCAGCAACAAGAUGGUGGAAUGGGGAGAAGAUAACGGAAAACCCGCCCAAGCCAAAUGGAUCAUGUGCACCCCUAAUCUGACAUCAUUUGAACUCCAUUGCAAAAAAGCUGUCACCACCGCUCGCUUCUCAAAAGAUGUAGAGUCGAAGAUCAAAUCGACUCAGAGUCCAAAAGAAGCUGCACUUAUUCAGCGCUGCAUGCCGUUUUAUGAAAAACUUUACCAGCAGCGCCAUUUUCCAGAGUGA
Asterias rubens (European starfish) is the source of this 885-nucleotide messenger RNA. RefSeq lists its product as uncharacterized. The record is from RefSeq and is a predicted model, not a curated record. The transcript has a single exon. Lineage: Eukaryota; Metazoa; Echinodermata; Asteroidea; Forcipulatida; Asteriidae. The coding region runs from base 1 to 885 and encodes 294 amino acids.